Molecule: messenger RNA, 1185 nt
Organism: Mytilus californianus (California mussel)
Lineage: Eukaryota; Metazoa; Mollusca; Bivalvia; Mytilida; Mytilidae
Exons: 2
Coding region: 68-1072 (334 amino acids)
Source: RefSeq, a predicted model, not a curated record
GUGACAUGUGUGAGGGAAGUAAACACCUGUCUCUUGUCACACAAUCUUUUAAGAUAGCUACCAAAAUAUGUCUGGAAACAGAGCGCCAUCGGUGAUUACAUAUUUUGAUCAUUCUGGCGAAGGGGAUAUCUUAAUACAAAAUGUAUGUGUACCUAAAGAUCUUUGCCCAAAAUAUACUUAUUAUUGUUGUCUAAAUUGGAAUAUGGGUGGAGUUGGAGGUGGAUACUGUGGAAUACAGUGUCACGAGGACGGAAACUGCUUCAUUUGUUCGUUAUGGGAUCCUCCAGUAGGAACACAAAGGUCGAUAGAAUCAGUUUUCAAGUCUGAAGGAAAUUCUUUUACAGAACGCUUUGGCGGGGAAGGAGAAGGGUUAAAGUACAUGAACUUUGAACACAGAUGGGAACCAGAUCAAUGGUAUACUUUGGUUGUUCGAAGAUGGAACAAGAAUGGUAACACGCAAUUUGGUCUCUGGGUAUAUGAUACACAAAAAUCAAAAUGGAUACGAAUGGUAACUAUGGAUUUUCCAUUACCAGAUAUAUAUUUUUCAAGUCCUGUAGCUUGCUUUGUUGAAGAUUGGCAUGGCAAUGGUGAAAAUCCACGUGGAGCCAAGUACAAGGGUACAUUCAAAAGAAGCAAAGAUGGAUGCUGGGAAUGUUUGAAAAAUGGGCAAUACUUGGUAAACCAAGAAGAUGCUUGUAAAAAGUGGAACAACAAUUUCAGAAUUGAAUCAGUUGACUGUGACGAGUUAAUGAUGCAAACGGGAGGUAGAACGAAACCAGGAUGUGAUGAUGCUAGAGGUCAAAUUUCUAUGGAUACCAACAUAUGCAAGCCAAAAAUACUUCCAGUAAGUUUUGAAGUAGUAAAAGUUACAGAAUCAGUAAUCGAAUGGAACGUAAACGAAUCAAGCACACCACAAUUUUCUUAUUGCAUCUCAGUCAAUGGUUCUGAAAUCGAAUCAGCAAUAGACCCAAGUUGUAGGCAAGUUAAAAUUCCACGUUUCCAGGGAAGUACAAUUGAAGUAAAACUUCAGGAUAUCAUAGGGCAGGAGGUUUCACAAAUUGUUACCGGAUAGAAUCUUGAAUUAACAAUGACAAAAGUUUUUGUUUUAAUAUAAUUGUACAUUGCGGGACAGAAUCUGAUUAUUAUUUAAAUUCUAGUAUAAACUUGGCUAAUAUUCAAGCAUCA